AUGGAGCGAGUUGAUACGUCUUCCCGCCUUUCGAGGCUCCGCGAGUUGAUGAAGGAGCGCAAGGUUGACGUCUACGUAAUUCCCUCGGAGGAUUCCCAUGCGUCCGAGUACAUUGCCGGCUGCGAUGCCCGGCGCGAGUUCAUCUCUGGCUUUAGUGGUUCUGCUGGCUGCGCUGUGGUCACGCUGGAAAAGGCAGCCUUGGCCACGGAUGGACGAUACUUCAACCAAGCCGCAAAGCAAUUAGAUCAGAACUGGCUACUCCUGAAGCAGGGCCUCCAGGAUGUGCCCACCUGGCAGGAAUGGUCCGCCGAGCAGUCUGCCGGCGGCAAGGUUGUUGGUGUCGAUCCCGAGCUUAUCACGGCUUCCAUCGCUAAGAAGCUUGCCGAGAAGAUCAAGAGAUCCGGCGGUUCUGACUUGGUAGCCCUUAGCGAGAACCUGGUCGACCUGGUGUGGGCUGGCGAUCGUCCGGACAGACCCAAGAACCCCGUUGUUGUUCUGCCGGAUCAUUUCAAUGGGAGGGAUGUCAAGUCGAAGCUGAAUGAUCUGAGGCAGGAUUUGGACAAGAAGAAGUCCCAUGCCUUCGUCGUAUCCAUGCUCGACGAGAUCGCUUGGCUCUUCAACCUGCGCGGCGAUGACAUCCCAUACAACCCUGUCUUCUUUUCUUACGCCAUCAUUACCCCCGAUUCUGCGACUCUGUAUGUUGACGAGUCUAAGCUGGGCGAGUCGACUCGGUCAUACCUCUCAAACAGCGACAUUGCUGUGAAGCCGUAUGAGACCAUCUUUGACGCCAUCAACGCCUUGCGUUCUUUUGCGGACAAGUCGGACGGCGCCUCUUCUUCCAAGAGAUUCAUCAUUUCUACUAAGGCAUCUUGGGCCCUGAAACGUUCCCUUGGCGGCGAGGGCCAGGUUGACGAAGUUCGCAGCCCCAUUGGAGACUCCAAGGCUGUGAAGAACAAGACCGAGAUGGCGGGCAUGAGAGCCUGUCACAUUCGGGACGGUGCCGCUUUGAUUGAGUAUUUUGCCUGGCUGGAAGACCAGCUGGUAGCUAAGAAGGUUGUCCUGGACGAAGUCCAGGCUGCUGACAAGUUGGAGCAAAUCCGCGCAAAGCACAAGGAUUACGUUGGCCUCUCUUUCGACACUAUCUCUUCAACUGGUGCAAAUGCCGCUGUCAUUCAUUACAAGCCUGAGCGAGGCGCUUGCUCCGUCAUCGACCCUAACGCCAUCUACCUAUGCGACUCUGGUGCGCAGUUCCUUGACGGCACCACGGACACGACAAGAACUCUCCAUUUCGGACAACCAACUGAAGCUGAGAAGCUUGCGUACACACUGGUACUGAAGGGCAACAUCGCCUUGGACACCGCUAUUUUCCCCAAGGGAACGACAGGCUUUGCACUUGAUUGCUUAGCCCGCCAACACUUAUGGAGGGAGGGCCUGGACUACCGCCACGGAACUGGACACGGCGUAGGUUCAUACCUUAACGUGCACGAAGGUCCUAUCGGGAUCGGCACCAGAGUUCAGUUUGCCGAGGUUGCUCUUGCACCGGGCAACGUCGUUUCGAUCGAGCCGGGUUUUUACGAGGACGGAUCCUACGGUAUUCGGAUUGAAAACGUUGCAAUGGUUACGGAGGUAAAGACGAAGCAUUCUUUCGGCGACAAGCCCUACCUAGGAUUUGAGCACGUCACCAUGGUUCCGUAUUGCCAGAACCUUCUCGAGCCCAGCCUCCUGACGGAGGAGGAGAAGAAGUGGCUCAAUGCCCAUAACGCCGACAUCUUCCAAAAGACGAAGGACUUCUUCAAGGAUGACGCCCUAACCCUAGCAUGGCUGGCGCGGGAGACACAGCCGUUGUGA
Messenger RNA from Colletotrichum karsti, 1848 nucleotides. RefSeq names its product metallopeptidase family M24. The transcript has 4 exons. Gene Ontology annotation, molecular function: metalloaminopeptidase activity. The record is from RefSeq and is a predicted model, not a curated record. Bases 1 to 1848 code for a protein of 615 amino acids. NCBI's taxonomy places the organism in Eukaryota, Fungi, Ascomycota, Sordariomycetes, Glomerellales, Glomerellaceae.